Molecule: messenger RNA, 882 nt
Organism: Trichobilharzia szidati
Lineage: Eukaryota; Metazoa; Platyhelminthes; Trematoda; Strigeidida; Schistosomatidae
Source: the annotation of a GenBank genome assembly
AUGCUGUUCAACGAAGUUACUGAAAUCUGUGACGCGCUUUAUACACCAUUUAUUAACUCUUCAGUAGCUAACUUUCUGACGUUAAUAUUAGUAAACAAUACGGUAAUUAGGAUAUUGAACCACUGGCGGGACAACGUAUUUCAGAAAAGUGCGCAUAAAACAAGCGUAUGCGGUACGCUCUGCGGUACUAGGAAUCGAGAGCUGCUAACUGAGUUCAUAUACCAAAAUGUCGAAACGCUCUGGCUUAGGUGUGGUCAGGAAGCUUCAACAUUAGAAUAUGAUGAUGAAGUCAAGAUAACUCCGUUCAAUAUGAAGGAGGAACUUGAAGAAGAUGGACACUUUGAUUCUGCUGGAACUUUCAUAUUCAAAAAGGAAGUUGAUGCUCGUGAUAAUUGGUUGGAAGAUAUUAAUUGGUUAGAAGUGAAAAAAAAUCAAGAGAAAAAUGUACUAAAAGACACGGCAAUAAGCGAUGAACCAGAUGAGAAAGUGUUAAGUAAAGAGGAGAAACUCUCAAUGUAUCAAGAACUUCUGUCUUAUUUACAACCUUCGGAGACAGUUUUGCGAAGUAUCAAACGUAUGGGUGCAUGCUCAGAUGUUAAAAAGUCUGCUUCAGCUAGUGAACGCUGGUUACAGAAAAAGAAACCUAAAACAGACAAUCGUAAUGGCAAUCCAGAAGGUUUGAUCCGUGUCACUGAAUUAGCUGAUCAACUUGUUCAAGCCGGUGAUUUUGAUGUCUAUCAAAAGACUUAUGAAGAUAUUCACAAGCUUAUAGAAUGUACAAAACAAUUUGAAGCAGAUGAUGAACUUGAUGUUCUUGGUCAAGAGCUGGAUGAGAAACAAAGUAGUAAUAAUAAUAAAAUAACGACAACGAAGAUGGUGUAA